Messenger RNA from Saccostrea echinata, 986 nucleotides. RefSeq lists its product as uncharacterized. The transcript has 3 exons. Lineage: Eukaryota; Metazoa; Mollusca; Bivalvia; Ostreida; Ostreidae. The coding region runs from base 252 to 668 and encodes 138 amino acids. The record is from RefSeq and is a predicted model, not a curated record.
CCGCUCCAUUGGUGUAUUGGUCAUAGACAAUUAGUAAACAUGUUAGUUAAGUUUGAGGUAGAAUGAUGGAAUAGUAUUAAAAAACAACGCAACCAAAAAAAAUACCAUCUUUUAUGCAGAAAUCGUUGAAAACUGUAGCUGACGUUGGACUAUAUAUUUGAUAUAUUUAAAGGAAAAAUUACAUUCAAUUGGACAUUCAAUUCAAAGGGAAUAUUGUUUCAUUUUUAACGUUUUUUUUUUUCUUCUGAAUUAUGGAUGAAGAAGUGGGAAAGACUGAAAAUAAUGAUACAGUGGACAUGUUCACAACGUUACAAGAACACGAACUGAAAGUCAAGGAGCUUAGAAGUGUGUUCGUGGACCCUCCCAAAGAAAUGGACCCUCAAUCCCGAACGACAAAAGAGAAGAUCCAGGCUGGUUUACAGGGAGUUAAAAACAACUCCAAACGCUUUGUGAACUUUGUGAAAAGUAAGAUUCGGAGGAAAGAGAAGGAAACGAUUGUACAGGACGUAAAAAUCGUGCAGGAGGAUGACGAGACUUGGGCGAGAAGAUCCGUAGGCAGCGCCGCCUCGCGGUCAAGUAUUGACUCCAAACUGUCGUCUGGAUCUGAUAACAACGUAAAAAACACAGACAUUUUGAGUGAUUGUGAAAAUGAAGAGGUUGAAGAAUGAAAUACACGGAUAAAGCAAGUUUUAUAUUUCGUAAAUUUGAAAUCAGUUUGGUGCUGUUUUGUGCAAUUAAGAGUUCAAUACUGAGACAAGUUCAUGGAAUAUAACCUACUUCAGGUUUGAGGACCAAGUCAUCGAAAUGUUUCACAACUUCCAAUAAGUCUAAAAUAAUUUAGGAGUUGCAUGAAAGAAAAAGGAUUGUAAACCUUCCAUUCACUGUACUAUCUUUGUUCUAUUUCUUUAAAAAAUAAAAUAUCUUUAGAACUGAAAAAAAAACACUUUUCAGACAGUUACGCAAAUCCAUAUAUUUUUAAAAAUGUU